AUGCAGGUUGAGUUGGCCUGCACGGCGACAGACGCAGAUGGCCACGAGCUGGCUUACGAAUGGAUGCCACGUUCGCAGCAUGCAAAGCUGCCAGGCGUCACUGGUGGCAGCUUCGCAUCAUCCUUUGUCAAAAUGCGUUUCGAGGAGACUGGCUACUACACGUACCAGGUCGACUGGGUGGUCGUCCAGGACAUUUUCAACGCUACUUCUUCUGCAUCGCUGACUGUUGAAGUCAAGGCCAAGGCUCGCGGCGCGAUUUGCAGCCCUGCCUUUGCACUGAGUGAGACUGAUUUCUUACUGUUCCUGCGUUGCCCUGCCGUCAUUGAGUCAUUGCACACCGUGCAGGUUGGUGUGGGGAUAGACCUUGGAACAACGUACUCCUGCAUUGGCCAAUCUACAACCGAUGCAGCAGGCAAAGCCGCUUGGAAUCCCAUGUUGGCAGAAGAAGACAAAUAUUGCAUGCCCUCCGUGGUGUGCUUCUCCAAAAGAAGAGGUGUCCUUGUUGGUCAGGAGGCCUUGGAUUCACCAGACUGUUCAGGGCAGUAUCUGGUGCGGGAGAGCAAGCGGCUCAUGGGCCUGCCGAGAAACAGCAGUGCUGUUGCAGACCAGAAAGAAUUAGUCCAGUAUGAGAUAGACAACACAAGUCGGUCUGGUGAAGUGGACAGCGCGCUCAUUGUGGGUCUGGAGAAGGACGGCUAUGUCUUUCAAGGGAAAGAGCAGAAGUUUUUGCCGGAGGAGAUAGCCGCAUUUAUUCUCAUGAAGCUCAAGAAGGUUUGUGAAUCGUCGCUGCGCUUGCCAUGCCGCAACGCAGUCGUGACCGUGCCUGCCCAGUUUUCAGAUGGACAGCGGAAGGCUACGCGAGAUGCAGGGAGGCUUGCCGGCUGGAACAUUCUUCGCCUCAUGCCCGAGCCCACAGCAGCGGCUUUCAGCUUUGGCCUCCUUCACGGCCUUGACCCCAAAAAGGAUCACUACAUCAUGGUUGCAGACCUGGGUGGUGGAACCUAUGAUUGCACACUGAUGCAUGUGAAGCACAAGCAGUUCAAGGUUCUUGGCACUGGUGGUGAUAACCAUUUUGGCGGUCGAGAUUUUGAUCGCUGCCUCGCCGACAUCCUGGCGUCCAAAUUUGAGGAUACUGGUGGCAAGGUUGACCCCUCCCUGCGGUUUGAGAUAGAAAAAGUUGCGGAGCAGGCAAAGCGGACGCUGUCGAGCAAGAGCGCAGCCGACGUUCAUCUCAAGAGUGGCGAUGGCACUGUGCUGCAAGCCACAGUGAAGCGCACGGACUUCGAGCAAGGUUGCGAUUCACUUUUCGAUCGAAUUCCAACAGUCCCGCUCCAGAUAUUGAGGGAGAAGAACUUGGAGCCUUCAGAUGUGAACAUUCUGCUGGCUGUGGGUGGGUCUUCCUACAUGCCACGGGUCCAAGAGCUACUGAGGCAACACUUCCCUGACACCGACAUGCCCGAAGCCAACGCUUCCUUCGAUCCGGAGCUUGCCGUGGUGCAUGGAGCCGCUCUCUGUGCAGAGCGGUUGAUCAGCGAUCCCUCUUCGCUGCCCAUGGAUGUCAUUCCACUGUCGCUGGGUGUCCCAGAGAUGCAGCCUGUAGAGCAGUACGUUGUUGAGGAGAGAUCGGCCUCAGGCCUUGAACUCAGCGUCUUCCCGGAGUACAGUAGUACCGAUGAGCACACUCAUGCUUGCGAUGUUGGAAUACGGGUUCGUCCACCAGCAAGCAAUGCUCCGGCUGCUGAUCUGGCUUCGGUCUACGUGAGCAUUCUGAUUGAUGUCUCUGGCAGCAUGAUCGAUCUUGAUGCAAGUGGCAGGACGAAGAUCGACAGUGUGAAGCUCGCCCUUGUCAAUGUAAUCAACAAAGCACGGCCCUCCGUCACCUUUCAUUUCUGCACUUUCUCAAAUCGAGCUUGUGAGCAUGAGCUGCAACCAAUGAGUAUGGACGAUGCAGGCAAGAAAGUCGCAGCUCAGUUUGUGGAACAGUUGCGGCUCGUUGGAUCCACCAACAUGGCAGCCGGAAUCAGGGCAUCAGCGCAGAAUCUCAGGGAGCAGAUCAACCUUCAGCGAGCAACUAUGAUCCUUCUCACGGACGGACGGCCGAAUUCACCGCCGGAGGCAUCUCGGGAACUACAACUAGCAGUUAGUAGUUUCAAGAACACAGGCACCUCCCUUUCCGUCUACACCUUCGGCUUCGGCAUUCCGGGUGAUUCCAACAGCUUGGAUGGUCCUUUGUUGGAGGGCAUGGCAAGGCAAGGAGGUGGCUUCUACCACUACAUACGAGAUGGAGAUGCUGCGGAGGGUGUGUUCGCAGAAAUUCUCGGAGAUGCACAGAAGGUCCGUGCGCAGAAUGUUAAUGUCAAUAUUCGCACGAUGGGUCGCCUUGCAGUCAAUGCGGCGAGUUUGCCUUCCACCUGCUUCCAACAACCGGAAGGCCAAGGGUCUCAACAAGUCCAGUGCAGGCUCAAAGACGUGUCGAUGUAUGACCAAGAGCUUUUUUUCAGCCUUGUUGCUACUGGUGCGGCACCAGAGCAGGGUCAGAUGACGGUCGAGUUGGAAGCAACAGAUGCUGCAACGAGCCUGCGAGGCACGACGACCGCCACAGUUGAGCUACGCCAAUCCAGCCAGUCGGCAAAGAAUUCCCAAAAGGUUGUGGAUGAGUUGUGCCGGAUGAAGUCUAGGGAAUUGUUGAGGCAGAACAACGUGGAUGGAGCCAAGGCGCAGGCUUCUCUGUGCCCUGACAGCAGCUUUGGGGAGAAGCUGGAGCAGGACCAGAGCUUGCCUGAGGAAGAGCGUUUAUCAAAAGUGUCGCUGAUGGACAAGAAAAGAUUCGGUGAUGCCGUUGUCCUGUCAAAUGAGUUCAAAGAAGUGAUGCAUGUGGUGGUACCUCGCCAUCACCUCUAUCCAGUGCGGCGCAGCCAAACCCUUCAAACCUUCAAGGACGGACAGACAGAAGCAUGGAUACGGGUGUAUGAAGGUGAAGAAUCCGAGCCAGCUCUGAACCAUCGAAUUGGAGACUUCACCCUGUCCGGAAUCCCUCCAGGGCCAGCGGGCAGUGCAGAUAUCAAGGUCAUGUUUGCCAUCGACGACAGUGGCAUGCUUACCGUCGAGGGAACCGUGGAGCAGACCGGGAAGACACAGUCUGUGAAACUGAAUGUCGCCUCCAAUGAUGGCCGUCUGAAGGCAACCAGCAUCGAGGAGAAGAAGAAGAAGCUGGCCUCGCAAUACAGCUGA
Molecule: messenger RNA, 3231 nt
Organism: Symbiodinium natans
Lineage: Eukaryota; Dinophyceae; Suessiales; Symbiodiniaceae
Source: the annotation of a GenBank genome assembly